Leptopilina heterotoma is the source of this 2682-nucleotide messenger RNA. RefSeq lists its product as uncharacterized. The record is from RefSeq and is a predicted model, not a curated record. The coding region runs from base 543 to 2468 and encodes 641 amino acids. The transcript is spliced from 7 exons. NCBI's taxonomy places the organism in Eukaryota, Metazoa, Arthropoda, Insecta, Hymenoptera, Figitidae.
UUAUUGUGCAGUGUGGUAGGGAUCUGUCAGUUCGUCCGUCACUGUUUUAUUAUAACAAAAAACGUAUUAUUAGUUUAUUGUGUCCAAUUUAUUCGAAUAUUGAUGGAAAAUGUAAAAAAUCAUUUUUCAGAAUGAACAUUCAUUAUUGCAAUUUGUAUCAACUAUAUAUUAAUCUUAAUGUGUUCCAAAUUGAUCAGUGCAGAUCGUAAUAGGAACAAUCGCGCUCAGAACGAAAGGACAUUUCCACCAUUACCAUUAUGAAAUAGCACGUAGCUAUUUAUGCCGUGCGAAGUAAAAUAAAGUUCAUUUUUGUUUUCUAAAAGCUUUCAAGUUAUUAUACUAGUCUUUUAAAUUAAUUAAUUCGAAAUAGUUGAAUAGAAAAAGUUGUUUUGUCUCUUUGCUAAAAAGGCUGCUGCUGGAGCAAUUAAUCUAAAAACAUCAGUUUUACGUCAGCCAGUUACAGAGUUUUUGCUGACAAGAUAAAAUAAUGUACGAAUUGGAAGGAGUAUUAGAAACAUAAUCAUGUUGCUGAGUUAGAUAAAAUGAGGUUUUCCGCAUUACAAGAAGACGGAUACGGGCUUGGCUUGGGACAAGACCGAUUCCCUAAUGAUGUUGACGAAAGUAUGAUGGCUGCCACUGGUGACAUGGAUCCAGAUGGUGGUGGACCACCAGAAAAGGGUUCUAUGACUUCCAAUUUGCCCCUUUUAUUUGCAAACGGAUAUCCAACGUCAUUAGAAAAGAUCACACUGUUGGAACUAGAACGAUUUAUAACAUUUAUGGUGCAAUGUUCUUUGGGACAUGACACUGCUGAAGUGAUUCGUCAACCUCAGUGGUGGCCUAAAGAAGUAAAGUUUUCAAAUCCUUUUGUCAGACCUAAGACAAUUAACGAUAACUGGAUAGGGAGUUUAAAGAAACUCGUAUUCAGGUGCUAUACGUAUCACAGAAGCGAAUAUUUAUUGCGCUUUUGUUCGUAUUUGACACAAUAUCCACGAGAAAAUCUUGAAUAUGUUAAUAACUGGGAUUCAACAACCAGUCUCUACCUGAAGAGUACUCGAAGACUUUUGGUGACAUUCCGCAAUGAAAAUAUGAAUUAUGAUAAGAAAAUUGAAAGUCCUAGAAAAAUGUUGUUACCAUUUAAUGGAGUCACAUCUGCAUUUCCCAGUAAAACGAAAGCGCAACAUCAACUGUCGUUGGUUGUGGUGCAACCACCAAACGACGAUAUAUAUUUAUGUGAUAAUUGUGACGCGGAACUGAUAGGUUUCGAUCAAAUGAAGGAACACGAAAGGAUAUGCUGCGAACAAGAGCAGAGCAACAGUAAUUCAAGGCCUUCUACGCCAGAUGUCUUGUGCAUUCAGCCGGAAAUGGAGCAGAAUCAAUUUUUAGCUUAUUUUCAUUUACUUCCACCCGAGUCGGCAAAUGUUUGUUCCAAUUCGUCGAAAGAAAUUUUUAUCAAUCAGAAUAAUGCAACACGGUCAUCGCGUCGAAUUAGAGGGGCGGUGAACAUGACACGAUGUCCGACAAUUCCAUUCUCCUCACCAGCUGGCAUUGCUAUGGCAAAAAAGUCGAAAAUGAUGAGCGAGGGAAUUCAGCAGGAGCGACUGGAGAGGAUAGAAAGACACUUGACGGCACCACCAUUGCUCUCUUCUUCAUCUCGACCGAAAUGGCUCGAUCGAAAUGUACCGGAUGGAGAUCGAUGGAAUGUCACGUAUAAAACUAAUCGAGAGAAAUUAGGGAGAGAUGUUUAUUCUCAUGAAUAUAAAUUCAACAAUUUUAGAAACAAACCUGUGCUCAAUAUACGAUCACAAUUGUUAUACGUAGCCUGUCAGCCAAUUUACGUAAGUAUGACUUCACUAAAUCAGGAUCAAAUACAGGAACUACAACACGAUCCUUCUAAAUAUAAGAGUCCCAUUCGUCAAGUGCCGCGACCAAGAUUGCGUUUUAAGAGUUUAAAGAGGCAACAGACGGCAAUGAGUUGCAGCCAGGAAGAGGUGAUAGUGAUCGACGAUGAGGAAAUUGUGCCGGAAGAAAUGGCCAUGGCCACUUUGACUCCAAUUGGGAGAGUUUCGGGAAAUGUUUAUAGUCGACCCCACAGUUACUCGGCACGACCCGCGAGCAUUGCUGCCAAGCGCCACCGGAGUAAAGUAAAGAAUUCAAGGUCCACUAGUGCGAUCAUGGUUGUAGAUCUAUGUUCUUCCGACGAAGAAGAAAGUUCAAGUAAACGCAUAUCCACCGAUGAAAAUAAGGAUCCCAUGGACUGUUCUUCAGAACCUGAAACAAGUUUUUCACGAACAUUUUCAACCGGCAAAUUUUGUCCGAAACCCUGCAUUUAUCCCGUAGACGCGACAAAUAAUAGAUAUGCAGUUAACAAUUUGUCUGCGGAUAGUGACAAUCGUGGUAAUAAGUGUCUCGGUGAUGUUUUAAAGCAUUCUUGUACUGGAUUCACACCUCUUCUUAGACAGACACCUUGAACAUAAAUUGACUGAUCUAAUGUGUUACAAAUUUUUUUUUUAUUUAUUACAUGCACAACAUUGUAAUGAAUAAUUUACUAAUUUCGCGCUAAUGUUUAUUAAAAGGUGUUCCACUUUUGGACAUAUACUAUAAAUGCGAAAGAUCAUGGUCUAAACUGUAGCUAAAUAUAAGAUACGAAUAUUACAAAAAUCAUUAAAGAAAUAUUGCCUUUCA